GAUGCGUUCAAGCUAAACUAAAACAAGGUUUUAGGGAUCAGUAUGCACUUUGAAGCAAUUUUCUAUAAACAAUACGUAUUUUGCAUUAUUUGAAUCACUGAAAUAAAUAAAAUUGAAUGACACAUUAUGUAACUAUUGUGCAUUCAGUAUUAAGAACAAUGUGAAAAAAUUCUAUAUUUUAGUACAAAACGUCACAAAAACUCAUAAAUACUACUACACGCUCUCAAUAAAAACAUAAAAUAAUACUGACCUGAUGAAUAAGGUUGGAUUUAUAACACAACAAUGAAUGGGAAAGACAAUGGUCAAGUUCUUAGAACGUAACUUAUGCAACUGAAAACACAUCGCGAAAUCGGCCGCAAAGUACACAACAAACUGUUUUUCCCUCAUUUAUCGGCAAACUUGACGAUUGAUUAUUGUUCCGCGAUUUAUUAGUGGUGCUACAUCUACAAAUUUUACAAUGGGUGAAAAUCAGGUUGUGAAAAUGCAGCUGGGAGCGUUAAUUUUUUUAAUAUACCUCGUAUUUCCCGCCAUAUUUGCUGAGGAUGUAAGCUACCAAGCGUGUGUUGAUAAAUACUCAAGAAAAGGCUACCAACCUUGGCAAGAAUGGUCUGAUCAUUACACGUGUCAUAGAUAUAGAUGCGAGAUACGAGAUGGGAAGUACUUCAUAGCUGCUGUUGGAUGUAGAAAGCCGAAAAUACCCGAGAACGCAUUGGAAUGUCAUGAGUACAUUGAAGACGAGAACGUUGAGUUCCCGACUUGCUGCGCUCGUCUAAGGUGCGUCGUCGAAGUAAACGGUGAAAGAAUUGUACAAACAAGAGGCCAACCAGGUGAACUCUUCCCUGACAAGCCAUGGAAGGGCCAACAGAACGAGCCCAACCCCGCAGUCGUGGGAAUGAGCGGCAUUCAGCAAAACACUGUCGGAGGUGAGCCACAGGGUCAACCCGCGCCAGGCAUCUUCAACAGUAGAGGAGCAGCGGAUGGCAACGAUAUUAAUGGACGGCGCUACGUAGACCCUUACCCCAACCAACCUAUGCAAGAGUCACCGAGAAAGAAGAGAUCUACAGUCUACCCACUGUUCGAUAAGACAAAUGGCCGUGAUUCCAGCUCCUAUCAACUACACCAAGUCAAAAUACACGGAUAUUCCCCUGAAAAAUAUACUUCCUACUUCACUAAUAAUAAUCUUAAAAGUUUAACGAAUCCUAAAUUACCUCUCAAUAUAAUGUCAUAAUUUUAAAGUACGUAUUUAUUUUGUUAUUUGUAAUA
This is a messenger RNA of Spodoptera litura, 1263 nucleotides long. RefSeq lists its product as uncharacterized. The record is from RefSeq and is a predicted model, not a curated record. Lineage: Eukaryota; Metazoa; Arthropoda; Insecta; Lepidoptera; Noctuidae.